Molecule: messenger RNA, 2247 nt
Organism: Hipposideros armiger (great roundleaf bat)
Lineage: Eukaryota; Metazoa; Chordata; Mammalia; Chiroptera; Hipposideridae
Product: small conductance calcium-activated potassium channel protein 2-like
Exons: 2
Coding region: 1581-1922 (113 amino acids)
Biological process (GO): potassium ion transport
Cellular component (GO): membrane
Molecular function (GO): small conductance calcium-activated potassium channel activity
Source: RefSeq, a predicted model, not a curated record
UCAUUGACUUUUUUGUUUUUCAAAGGCAUACAUCAAGACUUGUAGCUCUUGUAAGCACAUAGGGAAACAUUUUUUAACAACAUGUUAGAGUUAAAUCUAUGUUUGUAAAUUUCUUUUAGACUAGAACGUAUUUCAUCUUCAUAAUAGUACAAAAAGGAUCCAGUUAACCUAGUUCCAAGUGUUCUAAUAGAGAAACACAUAGGCGCAGUGACAAGUUACAACUUUAAACUGUUUUACAUUGUUAAAGAGCGUGUUGUAGGCAGGUGUCAGUUAAACUCUUACUGGCAGAAGGAACUAUAUCUUUAAUGUAGAGCAGAUUUAGUGAUAUAUUGGAUCUCCUAGUUUCAGAACAAAAUCACUGAGCAUGGUGAACAUUUAUUACAAAAACCUCCCUGGCAGUAAAAUCUUGCCCUGUGAUUUUUUAUUCCUUCUGUGUAAUUACCUUUAAUUUAAAUUGGGAAAUAAUAAAAAGUAUUCUUUGCAGCAUAAAAAGUAUUCUUUGCAACAUUAACACUAUACUUUGUAAAACGAUUCCUCAUCAAGGUAAUAAGAUUAGAAAGUUUUUAUUUUUUUAUUUUUUCAUUAAGUAGCUUAGAGAGACCUGCUGCUCUUUUGGAGCAAGGCUUUGAAUUGUUGGCUUAAAGAAAGAGCAAUACAGCACUUGUUUCUUGUUGGAAAAUCUUAAUUUCUUGGUACCAUAGUAAGUACUGAAUUAAAUACUUGUUGAAAUAUUAUAGUACAUAAAUUAAGGAAUAGUUACGAGUUCUCAUUCCGAAAGAUUUAUUUUUGAACAGUGGCUUUUUGACUGUCAAUUAGAUGCGUGUCAUGAUAUUUUUAUAGUACCUAAAAGUAACUUUACAAGUAACGGUCCCAUCUGUCAGACACUUUAAUUGUCCUCUGACUUUUAUCUACCAUAAAAAUUAAGGGAAAUUCGCCCAAGGAAAUGGUCUGGCUUCUCCUCAAAUUCAAUGUCAGUGUAAGAUAAGAGUCAAGUGAAAUACAAUGAAACAUGAGAGUUAGGUGUUUUGAGUUAAUCUUGCUGCUGGUUGAAUAAAAGUUUUAUUUUUGCUAAUAAGAAUCUCACUUAUCACUGUGUUUCAUCAGGUUCAAAUACCUAACCCAAUCCAUUUCAGACUAAACAGGGCUAACACCUGUAUCUAGUCACGUAGGCAUAGGAAGUUGCUCACUGCUUCAUUGAUGCAAUUCCAGUUGCUUUGCAUAUUUCUUCCUAUGUCUAUUUGUCAUGAUACUGGGGCUUUAAGGAAUGUUUUGGCUUUUCUCAUGUGGUUAAACCUUAUGAGCCUUUCUUAAUUCAACGUUAACUACCUGGUGAAUAGUUGUCCGAAGGACACCUCAUCCCUUAGUCUCUCUCCUUUCCCUUUUGCGGUGUUGGGGAAGCAUGCUUCUCAUUGUACCAGAUGCAUAACCAGUUUGGACUUUACCCCAAAUAUUCAAGGCAUUAUCCAUGCAGUUAUUUGCUCUUGUCAAUUUUGUGCAUGCUUUUUGGAAGGCGUCUGAUAGUUGUGGAAAAGGAAACUUUCUGACUUCAGAUUCUGUCUUUUAGAUUAAGAAGUGUAAAAAUGGAGCAGAGGAAACUGAAUGACCAAGCAAAUACCUUGGUGGACCUGGCAAAGACCCAGAAUAUCAUGUAUGACAUGAUUUCCGACUUAAAUGAAAGGAGUGAAGACUUUGAAAAGAGGAUUGUUACUCUGGAAACAAAAUUAGAGACUCUGAUUGGUAGCAUCCAUGCCCUCCCUGGACUCAUCAGCCAGACCAUCAGGCAGCAGCAGAGAGACUUCAUUGAGACUCAGAUGGAGAGCUACGACAAGCACGUCACCUACAAUGCUGAGCGGUCCCGGUCCUCAUCCAGGAGGCGGCGGUCCUCCUCUACAGCGCCACCAACUUCAUCAGAGAGUAGCUAGAAGAGAAUCAGUUAACCACAAAAUAAGACUUUUUGCCAUCAUAUGGUCAAUAUUUUAGCUUUUAUUGUAAAGCCCCUAUGGUUCUAAUCAGCGUUAUCCGGGUUCUGAUGUCAGAAUCCUGGGAACCUGAACACUAAGUUUUAGGCCAAAAUGAGUGAAAACUCUUUUUUUUUUUUUCUUUCAGAUGCACAGGGAAUGCACCUAUUAUUGCUAUAUAGAUUGUUCCUCCUGUAAUUUCACUAACUUUUUAUUCAUGCACUUCAAACAAACUUUACUACUACAUUAUAUGAUAUAUAAUAAAAACAAAAGUUAAUUUCUGCACAUA